AGAUAGAUAGAUAGAUAGAUAGAUAGAUAGAUAAGUGUGUUUUGCUGACACAUUCAGCAUGUGAGCGUUAAUUCAUUGAAAACACGUGACGUCAGCGGUGAUCCCGGACUAACGGAGCCUGUCCCGCGCGCUGAGCUCGUGAUUCAGAGCGGGUUCGUGUCGUGUGGCAUCUCUCCCGGACGUGCUCCGGUAGUACGGCGACAGAACAUGGGGAACACGCCCGGUACGACUCUGGAGGAGCUGAGCGCCUGCGAGUCUCAUCAGUGGUACCGGAAGUUCAUGACCGAGUGUCCGUCCGGUCAGCUCACCUUCUACGAGUUCAAGAAGUUCUUCGGUCUGAAGAAUCUGUCCGAAACAUCCAACGAAUACGUCACGACCAUGUUCAAGACCUUCGACAUUAACGACGACGGCUGCAUUGAUUUCAUGGAGUACGUGGCCGCUCUGAGUCUGGUUCUGAAGGGUGGUGUUCAGCAGAAGCUGCGCUGGUACUUCAAGCUCUAUGACGUGGACGGCAGCGGAUGCAUUGACCGCGAGGAGCUGCUGCUCAUCUUCAAGGCCAUUCGAGCUAUUAAUGGAGUCGAGCAGGAGAUCUCUGCAGAAGAGUUUACAGACAUGGUGUUUGACAAGAUCGACCUCAAUGGAGAUGGUCAACUCUCUCUGGAUGAGUUUAUGGAGGGCAUUCAGGCAGACGAGGUUCUGUUGAAGAUGUUGACUCAGAGUUUGGACCUGACUCAUAUCGUCAAAAAAAUCUACAGCGAUAUCAAUUCUGACCAGCAGUGCCACUGAUCCCAGACCAGCUGAUGGUGAUGAAGAUGAGGGUGAUGAAGAUGAUGGCUGAUGUGCUGGUUCUGGAGAGGGUUUUUAGCAGUUUGUUUCUCCUGGUCUAUUUCUCAUCUUAAAAGCUGAACUUUACCAUUGAGUGAAGAGGUCUCAAUCCUCACCGCAUCAGAUUUUACCAGUAUUUACCGUGUUUUACUGUGUUACUCUCAGCUGGACUGAAUUUCAAAAGCCAACAGCAGAUUUUUCUCCUGUAAUCUCACAGAAUAAUGUUAGCUACAGAUAUUACAGCAAACCCUCAUCAAGUGCACUUAUACACACCAAAACCUUGAAUCAAAAUACAACACUCUUCAGUCCUGUGAUGUGUGUAUAUAUAAAGGGAAUAACAUGUUAUUUAUGUAAAUAUAUAUAUAUAUAUAUAUAUAUAUAUAUAUAUAUAUAUAUAUAUAUAUAUAUAUACAUAUAUAUAUAUAUAUAAUGCAGUAUUAUAUUCCAUAGAGUUCAUUUAUAAAGUUACUGUCAUUUUACUCUUGGAUUCCUUUUUCAAAAUAAAAGAUGAAACCUGUGCUUUGUGUGCAUAAUAAUAACUAUAAGCAACCUCAAAAUAUGUGACAUGAUCUAUUGGAUUGACUGCAAUUUUGUAUUUAUGCCACAAAUAUAUGUAACAAAAUGUGUAAAAUAAAACUAAUAAUCAGCUCCAUAUAAAAUACCAAUACAAA
Molecule: messenger RNA, 1496 nt
Organism: Carassius gibelio (silver crucian carp)
Lineage: Eukaryota; Metazoa; Chordata; Actinopteri; Cypriniformes; Cyprinidae
Product: guanylyl cyclase-activating protein 1-like
Exons: 4
Coding region: 208-786 (192 amino acids)
Biological process (GO): visual perception; positive regulation of guanylate cyclase activity
Cellular component (GO): photoreceptor inner segment; cone photoreceptor outer segment
Molecular function (GO): calcium sensitive guanylate cyclase activator activity; calcium ion binding
Source: RefSeq, a predicted model, not a curated record